Messenger RNA from Phalaenopsis equestris, 1626 nucleotides. Its product is annotated as serine/threonine-protein phosphatase PP1. The coding region runs from base 214 to 1164 and encodes 316 amino acids. Gene Ontology annotation, molecular function: protein serine/threonine phosphatase activity. The record is from RefSeq and is a predicted model, not a curated record. NCBI's taxonomy places the organism in Eukaryota, Viridiplantae, Streptophyta, Magnoliopsida, Asparagales, Orchidaceae. The transcript is spliced from 4 exons. Gene Ontology annotation, cellular component: cytoplasm; nucleus.
CUCCUUCGCUCGAGUUGCAGAAUUGUACCUCACAUCAUCUUCCUCUCAGCCAUUUUCAUAUAUUAUUAGUUAUUGCUGUUAAUCCACUUAAAAAUCCUUUCUUCUUUUGGCCAAUUGCAAUCUGUUCUCUCUCCCCGGCCCCUCGGUUCCGCUGGCUCCCGUGAUCGCCUAGGGUUUCUGCAUCGCGGCGGUGUGAGGGGCAGCGGAGCGCAGAUGGCGGCGGCUCAAGGGCAGGGGAUCGAGCCGGCGCUUCUUGACGAUAUCAUCAAUCGGUUGCUCGAGGUGCGAUCGGCGAGGCCUGGCAAGCAGGUGCAGCUGUCCGAGGCGGAGAUCCGUCAGCUCUGUGUCGUCUCACGGGAAAUCUUUCUCCAGCAGCCUAAUCUCUUAGAGCUCGAAGCACCCAUCAAGAUCUGUGGUGAUAUCCAUGGCCAGUACAGUGAUCUUUUAAGGCUUUUUGAGUAUGGAGGCUUUCCUCCUGAGGCCAAUUAUUUAUUCUUAGGUGAUUAUGUGGACCGGGGAAAACAGAGUUUGGAAACCAUAUGCCUUCUUCUUGCCUAUAAAAUCAAAUAUCCAGAGAAUUUUUUUCUUCUUAGAGGAAAUCAUGAAUGUGCAUCCAUAAACAGAAUAUAUGGAUUUUAUGAUGAAUGUAAGCGCCGAUUCAAUGUGCGACUAUGGAAGGUCUUCACCGAUUGCUUCAACUGCCUUCCUGUAGCUGCUCUUAUAGAUGACAAGAUAUUUUGUAUGCAUGGUGGGCUUUCUCCUGAUUUAUCGAACUUGGAUCAGAUCAAGAGUAUUACUCGUCCAACUGAUGUUCCAGACACUGGUUUAAUAUGUGAUCUACUCUGGUCAGACCCAGGUAGAGACAUUCAAGGCUGGGGAAUGAAUGACAGAGGAGUUUCAUACACUUUUGGUGCUGAUAAAGUAUCAGACUUUCUAAUAAAGCAUGACUUGGACCUUGUUUGUCGUGCUCAUCAGGUCGUGGAGGAUGGAUAUGAAUUUUUUGCUGAUAGACAGCUUGUAACUAUAUUUUCAGCCCCAAACUAUUGUGGUGAAUUCGAUAAUGCUGGUGCAAUGAUGAGUGUCGACGAAACUCUCAUGUGCUCUUUUCAAAUCCUUAAGCCUGCAGAGAAGAAAUCAAAGUUUUUGAUGUCAACAAAAACAUGACAGUGACACAUGCUACUACUAUGUUUCUGCUUAAGGUCUGUUGCAGCGAUUCUAAAACCUGAACUGUUAAAGUGCUGCAUCAAAAGAAUUGUUUGAUGAUCGAGGAAAAAUAUUUCGGUUGCUUCAAAUUAUAGAGCCGGAAUAAUCUAUAAUGCAAAGUAAUUAGGGAUAAUGUAUGGAUGGAUAAACCCAAACCCUUCAGAAUGGCAGAUGCCAGAUUUAUUUUUCCCUUUUUUUUUUUUUUUCUUGGAUUCAUUUUCAUUCUAUCAUAAAAACCAUUUAGUUGUACAUGCAAUGAUCCCAUGUAAAGGUUUAGGAUUCAAACCGUGCCAUUCUGUGUGACUAAUUUGUUGCAUGUUUAACUCAACUUUGAUGGAGCCUAGUCUACUUUUGGCAAGACAAUGUAUCAUGUAUGGGUUUCCAUUAUGUUUUAAUUUUAAGGGUGGUGAUGAUUGCUAACAA